Messenger RNA from Phyllopteryx taeniolatus (common seadragon), 4009 nucleotides. Its product is annotated as neuronal acetylcholine receptor subunit alpha-3-like. Gene Ontology annotation, biological process: chemical synaptic transmission; signal transduction; regulation of membrane potential. The coding region runs from base 215 to 1900 and encodes 561 amino acids. The transcript is spliced from 7 exons. The record is from RefSeq and is a predicted model, not a curated record. Gene Ontology annotation, cellular component: neuron projection; synapse; postsynaptic membrane. Gene Ontology annotation, molecular function: acetylcholine-gated monoatomic cation-selective channel activity; transmembrane signaling receptor activity. Lineage: Eukaryota; Metazoa; Chordata; Actinopteri; Syngnathiformes; Syngnathidae.
GGGAGGCGCCGAAGUUGUCCGGCGAAGCGCACCGCGAGUUCAAACCUCUCCUCCGCGGCGCGUAAAAUAAAAACAAAAAUAAUGUUUCUUUAAUCUGAAGCGUUACUGGAGUCCGUAUCAGAGCGCUGACAGGACAGCUCGUUUUAUCGACAUCACAUUUUAAAAACAAAAACAAAAAAAUCCUGAAGAACAUCUCCGACUGCCCGAUGCAUCCAUGAUUCUUUCCGGGAAAACAAGCGUCGUUCUUCUGCUGGUCCUCCUCACGGCGCAAGGCUGUUUUGCGUCCAAAGCAGAGGACCGUUUGUUUCGGAGGUUAUUCCGAAGGUACAACCAGUUCAUCCGACCAGUGGAGAAUGUGUCUGAUCCGGUCACGGUGGAGUUUGAGGUGUCCAUAUCUCAACUCGUCAAAGUGGAUGAAGUGAAUCAAAUAAUGGAAACCAAUCUGUGGCUGAGACAUGUCUGGAAUGACUACAAACUGAGAUGGGCCCCUAUUGAGUAUGAUGGAAUUGAGUUCAUCCGAGUUCCAUCCAAUAAGAUAUGGAGGCCUGACAUUGUUUUAUACAACAAUGCUGUGGGGGAUUUUCUGGUGGCGGACAAGACUAAGGCUCUGCUGAAGUUUGAUGGCACCAUCACUUGGGUUCCUCCGGCUAUCUUUAAAUCCUCCUGCCCCAUGGAUAUCACUUACUUCCCUUUUGACUACCAGAACUGCUCCAUGAAAUUUGGCUCAUGGACCUAUGACAAAGCCAAGAUCGACCUGGUGCUCAUUGGCUCAAAGGUGAACCUCAAAGACUUCUGGGAAAGCGGAGAAUGGGAGAUCAUUGACGCACCUGGUUACAAGCACGACAUCAAGUAUAACUGCUGUGAGGAGAUCUACCCAGACAUCACCUACUCCUUCUACAUAAGGCGCCUGCCACUCUUCUACACAAUCAACCUAAUCAUCCCCUGCCUCCUUAUCUCCUUCCUCACUGUGCUGGUCUUCUACCUGCCAUCCGACUGUGGUGAGAAGGUCACCCUGUGCAUCUCCGUUCUGCUCUCCCUCACUGUGUUCCUGCUGGUCAUCACAGAGACCAUCCCCUCCACGUCGCUCGUCAUCCCACUGAUCGGCGAAUACCUCCUCUUCACCAUGAUUUUUGUCACGCUCAGCAUUGUCAUCACCGUGUUCGUGCUGAACGUCCACUACCGCACCCCCAUGACUCACACAAUGCCAGAGUGGGUAAGGGCCGUCUUCCUCGGGGUGCUGCCGCGGGUGAUGCUGAUGAGGCGGCCAAUUGACCAAGGCGACUCGUCUACUGCCAGCAUCACAGAAGGGACAGGAGGAGCAGGGAGCAGCGUAGGGAACAAAAAGAGAAAGAACAGUGUUGGAAGCGGGUCAGGAAGUGUGAGCGUCGGAGGUAUCACAGGUGGGGUGGCGUGCCCACCGCUCGAUGGUGGGGCAGGCGGAGGAGGGGCCUCCUCAGUGGGCGGCUCCAUGAACUGUAUCGAGUAUGGUGAGAUGAACCGUGACAUUAAGCGGGAUAUGAACAGAAGAUGUCCCUACAGAGGCAAGGAGGUUCCAACACCUGUCCCUCCUCCAAAGGUUCUCCCUUCAUCUCAGGGCCCUCAGACCCAGAGGCCCCCAGAGUCAGAGCUACCUAAACUCCCAAGGGCCUUGAACUCAGCAUCACAAGUGAAUGCUGUCGUGGCGUUCUCUGUCAUUUCGCCUGAAGUCAAGCAGGCCAUUGAGAGCGUGAAGUACAUCGCUGAGAACAUGAGGACUCGCAACAAAGCCAAAGAGGUGGAAGACGACUGGAAGUACGUCGCCAUGGUCAUCGACAGGAUCUUCCUGUGGGUGUUUGUGACGGUGUGUGUACUAGGAACACUGGGGCUCUUCCUCCAGCCGCUCAUCAGCUUUUUUAAAUGAAAGACACUUUUUGCUCGUCACCACUGUGGGAAGAAUUUCCCCUGCAGUUCUUUCACAUUGCACACUGGGCUGUCAUGUUCUUUUUCUUCUCUUGUUUCGUCCCAGGACUUAUCAGUCAUCACCGCUCACUGUCAGCCGUAUAUCUCAACACUUGACUUGCCCACAGUUCCUCAUUCACCCUUUGUCUCACCCCACUGAUGUGCAAGCAGGUCAUCUAGUGUGCUUCCUCCCCUAACUGCUGAGAAAUAACAUCUGCACUCCUUUUUGAGUAUUUUGUCCUCAUAUGCCACUAAUGUCACCCACUCGUCCUUAAGACACAUGGGUUCUCUUUUUCAUGUAUUUUCUUGCAAAAUGUCCUCUCAGCUAUUAUUAUGUUACUGUAUAAUCAUUAUGUACAUAAUUUCCACCCUAAAAGGUGUUAUUCAUAUAUAUCUUCACAACCUUAAAGGAUUAUAAUCAGAACUCAAAUUCGAUAUAUGAAUCAAGAUGGCUAAGUACUUUUCCCUACCAGCUGUAGUACUCUGUUUAGGUAUUAUUGUUCAAAUCAAGCACAAUAAUUAUUUCAAAUAAUAUUUAUUGUCAUUUUCUUAUAAAUUCACACGUGUAAAAGGACACUGAUUUUUCUGAAAAAUAUUGCACAUUACCUGUACAUACAAACCCCAUUUCCAGUGAAGUUGGGAUGUUGUGUAAAAUGUAAAUAAAAACAGAAUAUAACAAUUUGCAAAUCCUUUUCAACCUAUAUUCAAUUGAAUACAGUACAAAGACAAUAUAUUUAAUGUAUGAAUGUUUUGGGUUUUUUUUUUGGGAGGGGGGAGAAUAAUCUCUCAUUAUGCAUUUGAUUAAUGCAAAACAUUCCAAAAAAGCUAGGACAGGUGCAACAUAAGAAUACUCAACAACUCAAACAACAAUUUGUUUUUGGAACAUUUCACAGGUGAACAGGUUAAUAAGAAACAGGUGAGUGUCAUGAUUUGGUAUAAAAGGACUUUCCCCGAAAGGCUCAGUUGUUGACAAGCAAGGAUGGGGCGAGGUUCACCACUUUGCAAACAACGGCGUGAGCAAAUGGUCCAACAGUUUAAGAACAACGUAUCUCAACAUUUAAUUUCAAGGAAUUUACGGAUUUCAUCAUCUACAGUCAAUAAUAUCAUCAAAAUAUUCAGAGAAUCUGGAGAACUCUCUGCACGUAAGUGGGAAGGCCGAAAACCAACAUUGAAUGCCCGUGAUAUUCAAUCCCUCAGGUGGCAUUGCAUUAACAACCGGCAUCAUUUAGUAAAGGAUAUUGCCACGUAGGCUUAGGAACACUUCAGAAAACCAUUGUCAGUUAACACAGUUUGUUGUUACAUCUACAAAUGCAAGUUAAAACUCUACCAUGCAAUGUGAAAGCCAUAUAUGAACAACACCCAGAAAUGCCGCCGGCUUAUCUUGUCCCAAUCACAUCUGAGAUGGACUGACGCAAAGUGGAAAUGUGCGGUUUAACAAGUCCACAUUUCAAAUUGUUAUUGGGAAUCAUGGACAUCAUGUCCUGCAGACCAAAGAGAAAAACGACCAUUCAGAUUGUUAUCAGUGCAAAGUUCAAGAGCCAGCAUCUGUGAUGGUAUGGGGGUGUGUUAGUGCCCAUGGCACGGGUAACUAGAAUAUCUGUGAAGGCACCACUGAUACUGAAAGGUACAUACAGGUUUUUGAGCUACAUAUGCUGCCAUCCAUGCAACAUCUUUUUCAUGGGCGUCCCUGCUUAUUUCAACAAGACAAUACCAAGCCACAUUCUGCCAGUGUUACAACAGCGUGGCUUCAUAGUAAAAGAGUGCAAGUACUCGACUGGCUGGCCAGCAGACCAGACCUGUGUCCCAUUGGAAAUGUGUUGUGCAUUAUGAAGCGCAAAACAUGACAACGGAGACCCCAGACUGUUGAGCAGCAUAGGUUAUACAUCAAGCAAGAAGGGGAAAAAAUUCCACCUACAAAGGUGAGUGUCCUCAGUUCCCAAAUACAUAUUGUGUGUUGUCAGAAGGAAAGGUAAUGUAAGACAGUGGUAAACAUAACCCUCUCCCAGCUUUUCAGGAAUAUGUUGCAGGAAUCAAAUAAAAAAUGUGUGAAUAUUUGCGAAAUAAAUACAGU